AUGUCAAGCUCUAAUAGACUUAUCGGAAAAACGUUAAAGCAAAACUUCCUCGACGCCGGCAUUAGAUUCCCCAGGGGAUUCUUCCAGGGAAACACCGAGGACUUUGGAAACUACCACCAAUGUCUCGGCAUUGACUUACCUUUUGAAGGGACAAACGUUGGGGGCAAAUACUGCGUGAUAAGGGUUCCCGUGAGCCAGGAUCUCGACCUUCCUGGUCUUUCCGCGGCGGCGGACUCGAUCGACCUCAAAUCAUUGAAACUUGGAGCGGACUUCGAACUGAUAUUGGAGAAAUACUAUACCGUGAUAAAAGCUUACCGUGUACUGUCCGGCUUUGGUUUGGAUGACAGG
Iphiclides podalirius (scarce swallowtail) is the source of this 348-nucleotide messenger RNA. The record is from the annotation of a GenBank genome assembly. NCBI's taxonomy places the organism in Eukaryota, Metazoa, Arthropoda, Insecta, Lepidoptera, Papilionidae.